CUCAACCAGAAUCUCUCAACUUACAACUUUAACCAUGGACGCAAAACUCACCAUCGCCGACAAGUUGGGCCGCGGGCUCACGAACGGCAUCUUCUUCGUGACUCGCAAAUGGAAGGUCAUCAUGCUGAGCUACGUCUUCAUCAUCUCGAUCGGCAGCGCUCUUCUCUACCUUCACGACGAACAACAACCCUCCCUCCACACCCGAAGCUGGGGCGGUUUCGACGAACGUCCCCGUACAGAGAAAUGCUACCGCCAAGAACGCACCGCCAUGAUUCUCUCCCUCCUCUUCGGAACUCUGGGUGUCGACCAGUUCUACGCACAUCACUGGCCUCUCGCUGUGUUCAAACUCCUCACCGUCGGGGGUUUGGGAGUCUGGGCGUUUGUUGACAUGAUCCUUUGGAUUGUUGGCGGUGUGUAUGGGACGCCUGGAUGUCCUGGGGGGAGUUCCAAGGGAUGGCAGUAUUAGGAUGGAUGGGGAGAGGGAGCUGUUAGUGGGAGUGAGCAGUCAGUUAUCAUUCUUUGUUGAUGGAUUAUAUUAGUGGUGUUGGCGAGAUUGCAGUGGUUUGGUGAUGGGUUAAAAAUAAAAAAUAA
Fusarium odoratissimum NRRL 54006 is the source of this 591-nucleotide messenger RNA. RefSeq lists its product as uncharacterized. The record is from RefSeq and is a predicted model, not a curated record. NCBI's taxonomy places the organism in Eukaryota, Fungi, Ascomycota, Sordariomycetes, Hypocreales, Nectriaceae. Bases 35 to 466 code for a protein of 143 amino acids. The transcript has 2 exons.